CGUGCUUUUUAAAUCAACAAUAUGGCGUAGUGUUCCCUCUUUUUGUUUGUUUGAUUUUUUCUCGAUAUAUCUCAGAACAAUUAUUUACAUUCAUAAUAUACAUUAAAAUUAUCUAAAAAGUGAGAUAUUUGCGCGUUCUCGUCGCAAAGAGUUAUCUUCUUAUUUUUCGACAUUUAUUCGUAGAAAAUGGAUACAUGUAAGAUGGAAAUUUGCGGAUUUCUAUAUGUGAAAUCGAUGGGAAAUAGAUACAUCGCGCAGAGAGUGAGGAAGAAGACUUUGAUGAUGUCAAAGGUUUGGAAACGAUUGUGGUGCUCCGUAAAGAAAUUAAAAUCCGGCCUCGUGCAAAUACAGUUUGACACUAGAUUCAGCGACUUUGCGAAACAAAGUGAAAAGGGAAAUUGCAUUAUAAUUCCCUCGAAUGCGAUUAUACAUCGUAUUCGUUCUAAAACGAAGCAAUAUGCGUUCGCUGUAUCAUUAGCGACAGAUAAAAAGUCCUUACUGUUGUCCACUAAUUCAGAAACUGAAACGCAGCAUUGGAUGGCAAAUAUUAGACACUUGUUGAAGCCUAGAAGACAUCACUGUAUAGAGAAGUCUUAUAGCGUGUCCAUAGUUGAUAAUGCACACUCCAAAGCAUCAGGUUUAACUGGUUUAUACGGAGAUUUGAUUGCCAACGAUACAGAAAUUCUUAUUAAAGAUGUUUGUACUGGUGAAAUAAUUGAGUCCUUUGAAUGGAAAGAAUUUAGUCAAUUUCACUUAAUGACAGCAGGCCGUCCAGAAGAUGUAAAGCGCAUUUGUGUAGUACAUACCACUAAAGAGUUUCGUUGUGGUGUUGGAGAACUUUACAUAUUUUGUCUUGAUGCUAUUAAAUUAUUACAAGAUUUAGUGACACAGGGUCGUGGUCCAAAACAAAAAUCUUUGAAUUUUAAUGAAGAAAAUCUUGAAACAGUGAAGCAGCAUUAUAAUAUUAAUAAUUCUCUUUCACAUUUACAAAAGAAUACAUCACUUCCUGUUCUUAGCACAGAAACUAAUUGUUUAAGGUCAUUAACUUGUACAAAUAUCAAAGAGAACAUAUAUGAAUUAGAACCUAAUCUAAUCUACAAUGACGAAGGUGAUUCCUAUAAUAGAAUAUCAAAUACUUCUGGAAUUUAUGAAGAAAUUACAGAUAAUAAAUAUUCUUUAAAACAAAGAACAUCUACUUCAAAUAUGUACAAGGAAACAGAUAAAAGUUCAUGCAAUUUGCAAAUGGAACCUCCAGCAUUACCACCGAGACAGGGACAACAAUCAUAUGUAGAGGAAGACAGGAUCAGUGUUGGACAAUAUUCUUAUUCAAAAAAUUCCAAUGUUGAAGAACGUAUCCAAAAGAUUACUCUUACAGACAAUAAUUAUGUUCCAAUGUCACCUCAAUUAAGAGGCUUUAAUAUAUUUGAAUCCGAUGACACAAAACACUCAAAAGAAAAUGACUAUGUUAUUAUGCGAUAGCAUUAUGUAAAUAAUAAGAUAUAGAUUAGCAAUUUUAUAAGAUAAAAAUA
Messenger RNA from Nylanderia fulva, 1529 nucleotides. RefSeq lists its product as uncharacterized. Lineage: Eukaryota; Metazoa; Arthropoda; Insecta; Hymenoptera; Formicidae. The record is from RefSeq and is a predicted model, not a curated record.